This is a messenger RNA of Achroia grisella, 1455 nucleotides long. RefSeq lists its product as uncharacterized. The record is from RefSeq and is a predicted model, not a curated record. Lineage: Eukaryota; Metazoa; Arthropoda; Insecta; Lepidoptera; Pyralidae. The coding region runs from base 1 to 678 and encodes 225 amino acids. The transcript is spliced from 5 exons.
AUGUUUCCAGAGGGGUUGAAAACAACUAGAGAACCACAACAUCACAAGACCACAACAUCAACCUCAUCUCAAUCGCAGUCAUCUGAUAUUGGAAAAUCAUCAAAUGACCCUAAUAAAGAGGAAUUGAAAACAACUAGAAGACCACAACUUCACGACAAGACCACAACGUCAACCUCAUCUUAUUCGCAGUCAUCUGAUAUUGGGAAAUCAUCAAAUGACCCUAAUAAAGAGGAAUUUAAAACAACUAGAAGACCACAACUUCAGGACAAGACCACAACGUCAACCUCAUCUCAUUCGCAGUCAUCUGAUAUUGGGAAAUCAUCAAUUAACCCUAAUAAAGAUAAUUCUGUCACCAAAUCUACUGUUAAUUCUUCUGUUUACAUAGCGAUUCUCAUAUCUCUGUUGCUGAUUGUUGUAAUUUUGCUGUUUUAUUUGAGAAGAAAGUAUAAAAAGCCAAAUAUGCCAGCACUAUCACAACAGAUUAAUAGUACUGCUAAUAAUCACAACCACAUACAGACGAAUAGAAAUAAUGAUGAAUCUCAUGGUAACCAACUUCUAUAUGCUGAAUUAGAUUUGAAGAGACCACAAAAUAUAACUGUUAAUAAAAAGGAAGACGAAGUGCUGUAUGCUGAAGUGAAUCUCAUACAACAAACAAAGGGCAUCCAGAAAUUAAAAUAAAUAUGCAACAAGGAACACGCACGCAGGGAAGAAAUAAAAUUUUAGAAAUAAAACAGCAAUCCAAACUUAACAGCACUUAUAUCGAACCCUUGUUAUAAGUGAACAACUGACAAACUUCAAUAUUUUUUUAUUUAUUUAUAUAUACAGGUAUACAUAGUUUUCCGCAUUGUACGCUAGGUGAAGCCCGCAACUUUGUCCGCGUGAUAUUUGUUAUUGUUUCGAUAUUAUAUGGUACGUAUCGAUAUAUGUACCUACCUAUUCAUUAAGUCUGGCAAAACUGGACCAAUAUUAACAAAUAACCUGUCGUUCUCGGUCUUUGCCUUAAAUCAAAAUAAUGUUACUUAAGUAGGUAGUGUACUUAGCUGCAUAAGUUACUAUAGAUUUGGUCAGGACCUCUUUUUUCGUGAUUAAAACUAUCUAUAAUGUUGACCGGGGAUGUAAGGUACUGCCAUACAAAAUUUCAUUUAAAUCGAUCCAACAGUUUCGUAGAUUAGCCCGUACAAACAGAGAAACAAAAAAAGUAAUCUGGAUGUGUUCUGUUUUACUUCUAACAUCCCCCUGUGUAGGUUUGUAGCGUUUUUUUCCUAAGUACUUACAUACAUUCCCCUUAUACAGUUUCGUUAUAUGUAUAGAUUAUAUUGUAUUGUAUCUUAAUUAUGGCGUAAAUAUUUAAAUAAAUAGGUAUUAAUAUAUACUCAAGUAUAUUAUAAUAAGUUUCUAGAAAUAAUAAAGAAAAAUAUUAGUCACUAGGUUUUAUCCGCGGCUUCGCUCGCGUUA